GGGCCGUCACACCUCACAGCUGUGGUCCGAAGCCGAGGUCUCUGUCUCCGGCCGACACUGAACCAUGUAACCCGCCGACUUCGGGGACAUUGAGGCUCCUUGGUGUCACCCGAAAACCAACACGAAGCAGCGCCGCGGAUCAUGGAGCAAAACCGGAGGACAAAACCCGUUUCACGUUGCUGAAGGACGCGACUUUAAGAGCUCCGGCCCGUGCAGACGCUGCCUCAGACGUAAACACACACCCAGACGUGAGCGCUACCCGGCCCCGCGGACAGGAAGACAACAUGGCCGGGAAUCCCCCGAGCGGCCUCACAGACAGGAGCGGCAGCUUCUUUAAGCUGAUUGACACAUUUGCAUUGGAGAUUGGGGAGCUGAAGAAGGAGAUGAUCCAAACCGCUCCAACAGUUGACAAGGAGCCCAUGGACCUUCAAGGGCUGGAGAGUGAAGCGAGUGGCGUUUACCUGCAGUCCCCCGGCUGCGGCGGGGUCGGGGGAGAAAGGGAUUCUGGGUACGACUCCUUACGGAGGAGGAUGAGCGUGUUGGACAGGCUGACUCAGACCCACCCAGUGUGGCUGCUGCUGGCAGUCAGUGAAGAGGAGGCCAGCCACAUAUUGAUCAAACAGCCACCAGGGGUGUUCCUGGUCAGGAAGUCUGCUGCUCUGCAGAGAAAGGUUCUGUCUGUGCGUCUCAAGGAGGACCAAUCAGGAACUCCCAUCAGCCACUUCCCUGUCAGAGAGAGCCAGUACACCUUUUCUCUUGAGGGAUCUGGGAUCAGCUUUGCAGACCUGUUUCGCCUGGUUGCUUUCUACUGUAUUAGCAGGGAUGUCCUGCCUUUCACACUCAAACUCCCAGAAGCCAUUGCAUCUGCCAAGACUCAGAAAGAACUGGAAGAGGUGGCUCAGCUUGGAGCAGGCUUCUGGGAUUCUGCACUGUGCGGUCAGCGUCGCACCUCUCCUCGUCCCCGUCGCCCUCUGAGCCGUACCCUCAGCCCCCAGCGAACUAACAGGAACAGGGAGGUCGAGGGGUCGCAGCAGAGACACACCGGGGCUCACUGCGACAGUGCGCCCCCGACCCUACGGCCCCACGCUCCUCCACCGUCCUUUCAUCUGGAGAGAAGACACUCCAGCGGCCCUCUGUGCUUCGUUAACCCCCUGUUUCUCCAGACUCAUCACCACCACCACCGCUGUGAGGACGAUACACCUUCACAUGCCGUCAAGUCCAAUAACAGCCUAGAGGAUGUGGGGAAAGCGUCAGUGGAGCCAUUAAACAGCAGUCAAGGUAGUGAGCACCAAGUGGACAGGAUCAAACUGAACGGCAAGUCACGGCCCCCUCCCCCUCGACCCCCACCCCCACGCUCGAUGCCACGCCGGCGCCCUGCCCCACCUCCACCUGGACCUCCAGCAGCUACCACCAGACCCAAGAGCAUGCCGGAGGCCGUUGCUGUGUCUCCAAAGCAGCAACAGUCCUCCAGCAGGCGCCCGGCACCUGCUCGACCACCAAUGGGUGCCAAGCACAGCAGCCCAUCCAAAACUGCCAGCCCACCAAUCCCUGUGCCCUCAAACCCACCACCUCCGAGACCUAAGAAGCCUGACCUGGAAGCUCACCGCUGCCACAUCGCCCUGGACGAUGAUACCAUCGCUAAGGCUCUGUCCCGUGCCAAGCUUCCACCCUGCCAGCCUCCACCUGCUGUCCCUGCUGAUGUACUACUGGAGAAUAACGCUGGGAGUCCAUCCAGCCCUAAUGAGAGGGGAUGCCAGCGACUCAGCAACAUGAGCAUGUCUACUUCCUCCUCUGACUCACUGGAAUAUUCGCAGUCUCCCGGAUUCUCCCUGGGCCUGGCCCCUAGCCCAUCCCGACACCUGAACCAUCAAGACCCAGUGGAGGACAGCAGCGAAGAUGACGAGGAUGGGGAAGAAGACGAGGAGGAAGACUAUGGGGUCGGCCUGGAGACUGACCUAGAAAUGCGCCUCCGUCCGCCCUUCAAAGCACGGCGGCGAACGGUUGGUGUGAGCCUGAGCGGGGGCUCUUUUAUCCUGCCGAGAGCCCUGAAGGGACGCUUCCGCAAGGUGAGCGGCAUGCUCAGCUCCCUCAUGACCCCAGAGAGACGGGCGGUAAAGAGGAUCGCAGAGCUGUCCAGGGACAAAAGCUCAUAUUUUGGCUCCCUGGUCCAGGACUACAUCAGCUUUGUUCAGGAGAACCGAGGCUGUCACACAUCAGGGAUGGAUUUUCUGCAGACUAUCAGGCAGUUUAUGACACAAAUGAAGGCUUACCUGCGCCAGAGCUCUGAGCUGGACCCCCCUAUAGAGUCACUCAUACCUGAGGACCAGAUCGACCAGGUGCUAGAGAAGGCCAUGCACAAGUGUGUCCUAAAGCCUCUGAAGAGUGUGAUCGAGGUGGCUUUACAUGACUUCCAGGUGAGCAGCGGCGCUUGGCAGCAGCUGAGGGAGAACCUGGCCCUGGCUAGGACCAAGAAUCCCCAGGAGCUUGGGGUGGACGGAGCUGUGCCUCCUGACCCCGUGGCUAUUGAGAAGAUCUGCCACAAGUUCCUAAACAUGAGAAAGAUGUACUCCCCGGAGAAAAAGGUGUCAGUGCUGCUGCGUGUGUGUAAACUCAUUUACACCAUCAUGCAGGAUAACUCAGGAAGGAUGUACGGUGCCGACGACUUCCUGCCCAUGCUGACUUACGUCGUGGCUCAGUGUGACAUGCCUCAGCUGGACACAGAGAUCCAGUACAUGAUGGAGCUGCUGGACCCGUCUCUGCUGCAAGGAGAGGGGGGCUACUACCUGACGAGCGCCUACGGAGCCAUGGCCCUCAUCAAGAACUUCCAGGAGGAGCAGGCUGCCCGGGUGCUGAGCUCCGAGGCCAGGAACACUCUGCACCAGUGGCACCGCCGACGCACUGCCCAGCGUUCAGUGCCGUCUGUGGACGACUUUCAGAAUUAUCUCCGUGUGGCUCUGCAGGAAGUGGACACGGGCUGCACCGCCAAAACCCUGCUCGUCCACCCUUACACAACCACGGAGGAGGUCUGCUCACUCUGCGCUUACAAGUUCAAGAUUCCCGACCCCGAGAACUAUGCGCUGUUUCUGGUGACUGAGGACACCAGCCAGCAGCUCGCCCCGGACACACACCCUCAACGAAUCAAAGCCGAGCUCCACAGCCGCCCUCACACGCAGAUCUUCCACUUUCUCUACAGGAAGGUGCCUAACCUUAACCUCUGCAUCCCUGCCAUCAUGCACAAUGGAAACCGCCUUCAAGUUGAGUAGUGGAGGAGGAUGUAACAGCUUGCCGCACUUGAUCCUAAACUCUAGUUACGUUUUGUGGCAUUCUUGUGGUGCUUGUACGUAGAUGUUUGUUUUGUAGAUAGAUUUGAGAAUGUCUGAAUGGAAACAGAAUCAAAGCUGUUUAUUGGCAUAUCGAUGAAGAUAUAAGAUGUCUUUGAUCAAAUAUGAUGCCAUGCAGAAUGAUGGGGUGAUUCAUUAUCAUGAGGAACUGUCACAGGGUUUAAUGGACUAUGUGAAGUGCUGGUGUUUCUCAAGCACACCUCAAGACUGUGGUUCAGAUUUGUGUCAAAAAGGCAAGGAAUGGUAAGUUUGUCGCUGGUUUAGUUUAACGUUAUCAACAGUUCAAGACUCCAUUUAGCCCUGUUGAGCAGAAAUAGUUGCAUCGUGUAUUGAGGCUGGUAUGCAGGACUUUUAUAUGGAGGUGAAGGUUCUUCAGAUUGUCGGACAUGUAUAACGUCCUUAAAGCAGAGGUCAUACACUUUAACAUUGCAUUAUACGUAACUAACGUUUGCCUUAACUGCUGUUAUCCCAGUUGCCUUCAAAGGAAUUGAACAUACUGUAUGCUACUGAAAGCUUUCAGUGAGGACCCCAGGAAGACUAGCAACCACUCUGUGGAAGCUAAUGGGGAUCCAUUAAAGAAUAAAGAAUAAAGAAAGCUCUCAUCCAGUAAUUAGUCAGCUUUCAUCAAAAUAACCCAGAUAAAUACGUCAUGCUAAAACAUUGAUUUAAUAAGUAAAAUUAACUAUUGUUAAGAGUUAUAAUUGUUUUUUCUCUUAUGUUUAUUUACUGCAAUUGCUGGACAAUUGUGGCUUGUAUGUCUUUGUAGAAAUAUUUUUAUAUUCAAAUGUUUCCUUUUUCAUUUCAUUCAAGUGACAAAGAUUUGUAUUCUGAUUUAAUAUUUCUGUACUGGACUCAAUAGUGGACUUGGAUUUAUGCCAGUUAUUUCUCAAAUGUUGAUUUAAAACAACACUGUUUCUAUAGUUUGUUAUGGAAAGCUCAAAGCUGACUGUGGAAAUAUAUAAAAUUCUAUAACACGAGG
Chelmon rostratus (copperband butterflyfish) is the source of this 4320-nucleotide messenger RNA. Its product is annotated as ras and Rab interactor 2-like. The coding region runs from base 285 to 3263 and encodes 992 amino acids. Gene Ontology annotation, biological process: vesicle-mediated transport; signal transduction. Lineage: Eukaryota; Metazoa; Chordata; Actinopteri; Chaetodontiformes; Chaetodontidae. The record is from RefSeq and is a predicted model, not a curated record. The transcript is spliced from 13 exons. Gene Ontology annotation, molecular function: small GTPase binding; guanyl-nucleotide exchange factor activity. Gene Ontology annotation, cellular component: endocytic vesicle; cytosol.